UGUACUUGUUUUACUGUUACGACACAUUGACAAUAUUUCGUUUAAUGGCGUUUCUUAGAACCGAAGCCCUUCUAGUUUCUAUUAUAUUCGUUCUAUUAUAUAACUUUGGAUUAGUUACAAGUUACGGGUUACGAUUACAAGAACAGCCAUUUGUGACAGAAACAACAGGAACCCCAGGUGGGUUUGCAGGAACAUGUGCUGCGUGCAGAGCUGUCUGUAAUUGCGCAUGUGUCAGACGAACCUGUACUGAUACAUCUUGUUGUGGACAAGAAGGAUUUGCACCUGGUACAUCAUUGGCAUCCGCGCGAUAUAAACAGGGGAUCAUUGACGAUUCCUGGUUCAGAUUCCUUUUAUCUUUACAACAAAAAUGGCGUAAUCAUGUCAAACACGCACAGUGGAGCUUAUUUUAAAAAAAAAUUACUCACAUUUUAAAUUGUAUUUAAACUGUGUUAAUGUUGCAAUUAAAGUAGCAAUAUGA
Molecule: messenger RNA, 478 nt
Organism: Mytilus trossulus (common blue mussel)
Lineage: Eukaryota; Metazoa; Mollusca; Bivalvia; Mytilida; Mytilidae
Exons: 2
Coding region: 45-410 (121 amino acids)
Source: RefSeq, a predicted model, not a curated record